Molecule: messenger RNA, 1506 nt
Organism: Laetiporus sulphureus 93-53
Lineage: Eukaryota; Fungi; Basidiomycota; Agaricomycetes; Polyporales; Laetiporaceae
Product: cytochrome P450
Exons: 11
Coding region: 1-1506 (501 amino acids)
Molecular function (GO): monooxygenase activity; iron ion binding; heme binding
Source: RefSeq, a predicted model, not a curated record
AUGGCGUUCAAUCUUAUCUCCGUUACCGCUCUCCUUUGCAUCUUGCUCUAUCUACUGUACCGUCUUAGGAUACGCACCCGUUCAAGUGUGCAUGAGCUGCCCGUCCCACCUGGUCCCAAGCCGCUCCCAUGGAUCGGAAACCUACAUCAAAUCCCAUUCGUGGACCAAAGCAAGGUGUAUACCCAGUGGGGUUCAACCUAUGGUGACAUAUUGUACAUGCAUACUCUCGGAAGGGAGUUCAUAAUCCUCAACUCUGCGUCGGCCGCCUUAGAGUUAUUCGACAAGCGAGGACAUUUGUAUAGCGACAGACCACAUCUGACUAUGGCGGGAGAUCUAGUGGGGCGGGGCAAAUCCGUCUUGUUUAACCAAUAUGGUGAUCGGCUGAGGAGGUAUAGGAAGCACCUACGAAAUGCAUUGAAUAGCCGCACCGCUAUGGAUUACUGGAGCUUCCAGGAAGCCGAAUCUAUCAUCUUCUUGGAGGCAUUACUCCGGACUCCGGACGAUUUCAUUGCGCACAUUCGUCGGAAUGCCGGUGCAGUCACACUGAAGCUGGCCUAUGGUUAUACCUUAACUGAAGGAGAAGAUUGCUAUGUUACUCUGGCCGAGAAACUGGCUUACAUCACCACAGAAGCGUCAGAGCCGGGAAAGUGGCUCGUAGAUUCAUUCCCAUGGCUGCGUCAUAUACCAUCAUGGUUCCCCGGGGCUCAUUUCAAGAGAUGGGCUCAUGAAGCUCACCUUCAAAGCGAAGAGUUUACGAAUGCGCCGUACGAUAUGGUCAAGCGAAACAUGUCUCAAGGAACUGCCGUGCCUUCAUUCACUUCUCGUGCCUUGGAGUCAGUACAAGAAGAGACUGGAGAACCACCAAGUGUAGAAGAAGAGGAUAUCAUCAAAUGGGCAGCAGCUAGCAUUUACGCCGGCGGAACGGAUACAACCGUUGCAUUAAUCACUGCAUUCUUUUUGAUCGUGACGUGCUAUCCAGAUAUCCAAAAGAAAGCUCAAGCCGAAAUUGACAAAGUAAUCGGCCGUGCACGUCUUCCAGUAAUGACGGACGAAAGCAAUCUUCCAUACAUAGGCUGCCUCAUCAAAGAAUUGCAUCGUUUCAAUCCUAUUGUUCCUCUCAUACCUCAUAGCCUUCAUGAAGACGACGAGUACUGUGGCUUUCGGAUUCCUAAAGACUCUUGGGUCAUGGCGAACUCAUGGUCGAUCAUGCAUGACACGACGAUGUACCCCGAGGAUGAACGUUUCAAUCCGGAACGCUUCAUGGGAAAUGUGCAAACGGAUCCUCAAGAAUUCUCGUUUGGCUUCGGUAGACGACGAUGCCCAGGAAUCAACUUCGCCAAGUCCUCGAUUUUUCUGUCCAUCGCGCAGACGUUAGCCGUAUUUGACAUCCUGAAACCGCUGGACGAAAACGGUCGCGAAUAUACACCACCUCUGGCGUUUACCUCUGGGCAUGUCUCGUGCGCACCCGAAGCCAUUCAACUGCAGGAUCUGCCCGCGUUCUCCUGA